AUGGCAACCUAGAUCUGAGUACUAAGCGACGUAUUAUUUUGGAGCCGCUUAAACGUGACCUAUUUUAUGUUUAUAAACUGACCGCAGGCUACAACACUGAAGUGAACUCCAAGAUCGAGGAAAGUUUAUAUAUUUGUUUUAAAUGUGCCUAAAUUGAUUCGCACUGAACGCAAACAGCUGGAUGUACGUCCCAAUGAAUGAAGUUGGCUCGUCGUCUUUAGAAAAGUCCAACGUUAUUUACCUCUAAAACGCGACAAUCUCAGCUGUUAACAACGUUUGCUUACAUUUCUAUUUUGACAAAGUAGUCUGCGUGUAACAGUAAGACAUGGCCACUGUUGUUGCCCAGUCCAAUUUCAUCUUCGGCUUACGGAAAGGGGUGACCAAUAACUUGUGUUUCCUCGACGACCAAACCGUGGUCUUCCCCAGUGGAAACAACUGCAUCCGUUACAACAUCGACCAGAAAUGGCAGAAAUUCAUCCCAGGCACAGAGAGGAGCCUGGGCAUGCAGGCCAUGGCUCUCAGUGCUAACCGACGCUACCUGGCGGUCUCGGAGAGCGGGGAGAAGCCCACCAUCACCGUGUACGACCUCACGCACGAGCAGGGCCGCAAGAGGAAGCUCCUGACCGCCGGCGACGGCCCGGCCGGAGAGUUCCUCUGCAUGGCCUUCUCCCCCAACUCCAAGUACCUGGUCGGCCAAUCAGGAGGCCCGACCUGGACCCUGGUGUUGUGGCUUUGGGAGAGGCAGAAGGUGCUGGCCACGGUCAGCAGCAGUGAUGGGGACCCCGUGAGCCAGGUGAGCUUCAACCCCCUGGACGACACCCAGUUGUGCGUGAGCGGGCCGGGCCUCGUGUGCCUCCUCAACUACCGCGAGGGCGUCCUGAAGCGGCAGAGCCCGGCCAAAGUGAAGGGCGUGGCCGUGCUGUGCCACGCCUGGGUGUCCGGCACACGCGUGGUCGCCGGCACGGACCAGGGCCGCCUGCUGAUGGUCGAGUCUGGGGAGCUGCGCUGGGACCUGGACGCCUGGACCAGACCCGCCCAACUACUGGAGACCAGGUUCUCGUGCUUGAAAUGA
Messenger RNA from Gadus chalcogrammus (walleye pollock), 1072 nucleotides. It is a transcript of the gene cfap57, whose product is annotated as cilia and flagella associated protein 57. The transcript is spliced from 4 exons. The record is from RefSeq and is a predicted model, not a curated record. Bases 326 to 1072 code for a protein of 248 amino acids. Gene Ontology annotation, molecular function: protein binding. NCBI's taxonomy places the organism in Eukaryota, Metazoa, Chordata, Actinopteri, Gadiformes, Gadidae.